AUGGCGGGCGCGGGCGUGGGAGCUGUUCGAAGGGCGGGGCACACCCAAAUAGACAUGCGAGACAGCGAAAAGUGCGUGGGAAAAAGCGAGCUGGAGGCUGGCCAAAAGAUUCGAGUGCCGGAAACUAAUGGAUGUGAUGCAAUGUGCUUCUGGAUCGUAGCAGGGAUCUUGCUCCAGUUCCUGUUCCUUCGACGGAGCUUCUCGUUUCGAGUUGUAAGCCAGGAGAUUAAACACCCGCUAUUGAUCGAUCAGAUCAGCGUGAGAGUUGGCGAAUGGAGGGUAUCUUCAGGUUCGAGAUUUGGUUAUACUGGGGCAGAAAUGAAAUUGGCACAGAGGAAAGGAACAGGAUGGAUGGUCUUCGACGUCAGAUGCCUCUUGCAACAAUCUGGGCGUUCUACCCUUAGGCAUAGUGGUUUCAGCCUUGGCAUCUUCGCCUGCUUCUCGAAUUUGAGGUUGAGGACAGCCACAGGCAGACUUGCCACAGCCCCAGUUGCUAUUUUGAGAACCGUCCGUUUAUAUGGAAUACUGAAUCUUGGUACAGUAGCUUGGGACUAUAAGAACGGGAUAAAGCGAACCACGCUUGCAAGUUCGCAUGUUGAUAAAGCACGUCUAAAAAGACAGUAG
Messenger RNA from Fusarium oxysporum Fo47, 624 nucleotides. RefSeq lists its product as uncharacterized. NCBI's taxonomy places the organism in Eukaryota, Fungi, Ascomycota, Sordariomycetes, Hypocreales, Nectriaceae. The record is from RefSeq and is a predicted model, not a curated record. The coding region runs from base 1 to 624 and encodes 207 amino acids. The transcript is spliced from 6 exons.